CGAUGAAGAAGCUGGAUAUAAAAGUAAGUAAACUUUUGGCAACAAAAAAUUCCUAGUGACACACUUGCUCAUUCUUUUACUUUUUUACUUUUCCGAUUACAGUUCUUACCGACCACCAAGCCACUCGAACCAUGGUACAACCGAUAGCUUCGUCUCAGUCCCAGAUCGUGGACUCUGCAAGCGACGACACUUACGAUCCUGCCGAAACCAACGGUAGAAAAAACUCGAAAAGCAGCAGCGCGAGUUCGUCAUCCACUUCGAUGGAUGAAGAAAAGAAAUCCAGAAAUCUGUACAAAACCGAACUUUGUCGUAAUUGGCGGGAAAAAGGUCAGUGCAAGUAUGGACCUCGAUGCCAAUACGCUCAUGGACCGGGCGAUCUUCGUAAAGUCGAACGUCAUCCGAAAUACAAAACGCAGCUGUGUCGAACAUUCCAGCAAACUGGAUCUUGUCCUUACGGCGGUCGUUGCAUGUUCAAACAUCAGGAAGAAACCAGUAUUGCCAAGUCGCCUGUCCUUUGUCACAAAACAAACUCUGUCAAUCGCCAAAUGACCACGCCAUCGCCAGUGUCGGAAAACUCCAUGUCGAACAGUGACACGGAAGAAGAUGAAGACGAUAUGUUGAUGUUACCCAAUCCUGAAAGUCUGUUACCACAACAACUGCUGACGGAAAUCGAAAAUGAACCGACCACUUCCACCGCUCGUGUCUGUCCUUUGAGACAAUACGUGGACAUUUCUGCCUUGUCAAAAAUGACUCACCCAUUGUUGCCUUCGUAUAACCCUCAUACCUCCUCUUCUGUGGCUACGGUGGAACGAUGCCGUGCGUUCUUGUCGCCAUGGCUUCUGUAAUAUGGUUUCUUUUUUUUUCUUUCAUAACAUUAUUUAUUUAUUUACUUUCAUUGUCCCUAAACUCAUAUCCCUCACAUCUUAUUCACAAAAAUAAUAUUCAUCACAAAUAAAAAUAUCUCCUCAAUCAUGCUUGCUGUUAUUAAACAAAAAAGUUCAG
Molecule: messenger RNA, 1002 nt
Organism: Radiomyces spectabilis
Lineage: Eukaryota; Fungi; Mucoromycota; Mucoromycetes; Mucorales; Radiomycetaceae
Exons: 1
Coding region: 132-845 (237 amino acids)
Molecular function (GO): metal ion binding; mRNA binding
Source: RefSeq, a predicted model, not a curated record